Gryllus bimaculatus (two-spotted cricket) is the source of this 1659-nucleotide messenger RNA. The record is from the annotation of a GenBank genome assembly. Lineage: Eukaryota; Metazoa; Arthropoda; Insecta; Orthoptera; Gryllidae.
GCAGUGUCGGGCGAGCCGACUGGAAGAACACAGCAGAAUAUGGCGCUGUGGUGGAUAUGGUCGGUGUUGGCGAUAGUGGCAGCGGCUGUAGCAGCGGCGGGUGCAGACGCUUUGGAAAGCGAAUACAUUUGCGACAGCCCAAUUUACUGCCAUGGCAGCCUCCUCCAUGAGAUACAAAUAUCAAGUUUAAGGGAAGACUCGAAGACAUUUGUAGACAUGAAAUUGAAAAUAUCUGUCAAUGAAACACUGAGAAACUUUGAGACCCUGAUGGCAAGGUUGGAGAAUAAUCCGACGUCUUCCGAACUUCAAAGCUUCGUCGACGAUCAUUUUGAACUUGGAGAGGAAUUGGAAGGAGUGGAGUUGCCGGACUGGGUGGAGGCACCCCCUCUCCUCACCAGAAUUUCCGAUCCCCAUCUUCGAAACUGGUCGUUCUGGCUGAAUGCCAGAUGGAAAUCUUUGGCUCGAAGAGUCCCCGAGAGCGUGAAGCUGCAAGGAGACAGAACGUCCCUUCUGUACCUUCCCAACGCUUUCAUCGUGCCAGGAGGCCGCUUCAAGGAGAUGUACUACUGGGACACGCACUGGAUCGUUCGUGGGCUGCUGUUGUGUGCGAUGAAUGAAACUGUCCGAGGGAUUUUGGAAAACUUUUUCUACAUCCUGCGGACGUACGGCAUUAUUCCUAACGGCACACGAGUCUAUUAUCAGAGACGGUCGAACCCGCCCUUGCUGACUUCGAUGGUGCACGAUUACAUCCGUGUGACAAGGGACUUGGCGUUCCUUCAGGAGAACGUAGAGUGGUUGGAGCGAGAGUUUGAAUUUUGGAUGAAGAACAGGACCGUUGCAGUUGUGAAGGACGGCGUGAACUAUACGCUGGUGCGAGAGGAUUAUGACAUAGGAAGCAAAUUUCCAGCAGACAAGGAAGAGGAAUUUUAUUAUAACAUCAAAGCUGCCUGCGAAUCUGGCUGGGAUUUUUCAAGCAAUUUAUCAAAUAUUAGUGUUCAAAAUAUUGUCCCAGUGGAUUUAAAUGCUUAUGUAUAUAGAAAUGCUGUGUUACUGAGCGACUUUCACAAGCAGUUAGGCAAUAGAGAGAAAGCCGAUCGUUAUGCUACUAUCGCAAAUGAGUGGAAAGCAACUGUGACUGCUCUGUUAUGGAAUAAUGAAGAAGGAUCGUGGUUUGAUUACGAUAUUCUGAACAAUAAACAACGAACUUUCUUCUACGCUUCUAAUCUUGCACCUCUUUGGACAAAAUGCUACGACGAACAAAAGUCUCCAGAGAUUGCUGAAAAAGUGGUUCGGUACCUGGAGCGUCGAGUUUUAAGCCAUUCCAUGGCCGGCAUUCCGCAGUCUCUACAAUAUUCCGGCGAACAAUGGGACUUCCCCAACGCCUUCGCGCCUUCUCAGCACAUCAUCAUCGAGGGCCUGGACUUGACCGGGCACCCCAGGGCUCAGAAGCUGGCCUUCGACCUCGCCAGCACUUGGGUGGCGUCGAACUUCUUGACGUAUCAAGAGGAACGGCACAUGUACGAAAAGUAUGAUGCCAGGUGCUUUGCAAGACCAGGUUCUGGAGGCGAGUACACAGUUCAAGAGGGCUUCGGCUGGACGAAUGGUGUUAUCAUCCAAUUGUUACAAACGUACGGAGACAAUUUAACAGCUACAGUUUCU